AUGAAGCGACGCAAUACCAGCCUCGACCGGCCAUAUCGUCUUGUGGAUCCUUUCCACAUCGAACGCGAUGAGCGAACGCAUGAAAAGUUCACUUUUAUUACGAAUGCCAUCCAUACUACAAAGUACAAUGUAUUAAAUUUUCUGCCCUUGUGUUUGCUUCACCAAUUCCGCCGGUCGGCGAAUGUGUACUUUCUAGUGAUCGCCAUCAUACAAUCAAUAAAGCAGCUUUCGCCUCUCACACCAAUAACGGCAAUUGCCCCACUUGUGAUGGUAGUUAGUGUUGGAGUGCUACGUGAAGCAUUGGAAGAUCAGAAAAAGCGUUCGUCUGAUGGCGCAAUUAAUUCCCGACCCGUCGUUGUACUAAGGAAUUUCGAAAUACAGCAAGUUGUAUGGGAAUAUAUAGAGGUUGGAGAUCUUGUUCGGAUUCACGAGAAGGAAGCAAUUCCAGCUGAUGGAGUGAUUUUAUCCAGUAGCGAAGAGAAUGGUUCAUGCCUCAUUGACACGAGUAACUUAAAUGGAGAAGCGAAUUUAAAAGUCCGUGGAUCGUUAGGUGUGACAACGAAGCUCGUAUUUGACUCGACUUCACGCGACAAAGAAAAAUAUUAUGUCACAUGUGAAGAGCCGAAUCAGGAUUUGUAUCGAUUCGCAGGAAAUCUUUCAAUCGAAUCAAAAACUUACAGCCUGAAUGAAAAACAAUUUCUUCCUCGCGGCUCGACACUGAUGAAUACAAAGUGGGUUAUGAUGCUUGUAGUAUACACAGGUCAUGACACAAAAGUUAUGAAGAAUGCUCGAGCGGCACAUCACAAGUUUAGUCACCUUGAAAUGCGAUUAAAUCAAAUUUUGUGGCUCGUUUUCUUCAUACAAGUGCUUUUGUGUGCAAUCGCGGCAUGUGUACAUUAUAUCCACUUGGAUAUUAAGCACCUCAAUUAUGCGGGCGAUGAGCACUCGAAGCUGGAAAUUCUGUUGCUUUUUCUCUCAUUUCUCGUGCUUAUGAAUACGCUCAUUCCAAUAUCUCUUGUGGUCACAAUCGAGAUCAUUAAAACAGUGCAUGCAAAGUUUAUCACGUGGGAUAACAGGAUGCGCAGUAGCAAUGGAGAGGGCGCUAUAGCCAACACAUCGUCUCUUACUGAUGAGCUUGGACAAGUUCAGUACCUUUUCACCGAUAAAACAGGAACAUUGACUCAAAAUCAAAUGGUUUUUCGAAAAUGUAGCAUUGGUGGAGUUGUUUAUAUCUCUAGACAGAUACAAUCCGUACUUGGUAGCACUUCUGGUGCAUCACUUGAAUUUGGUGGUGAGUGUCUUUCAAACCAGCUUCCUACAGUUUCGUCUUUUCGUCAAUGGUUAAAAAAUUUAGAUAGUCUAGAGAGCCGCUUAGCACUGGCAAUGGCUCUCUGUCACACUGUAGUUUGCGAAUAUGAUCGCACGACUGGAGCAAUGUCAUACAACUCGGAUUCUCCUGAUGAAUGUGCUCUGGUCCGUGGUGCGGAAGAAAUGGGCAUCAAAUUAUUUGAACGAUGUGGUCAUAAACUUUACAUUGCGAUUACUGAAGACGGUCGAUGUGGGUCACAAUUGAAAACUGUCACGAGCGUUUUAACUUUCGACAUUUUGCGCGUGCUUCACUUUUCAAGUGAUCGAAAGCGAAUGACAAUAAUUGUCCGAGACGAAAAAGGAACAGUGAAACUCUAUUGCAAGGGGGCUGAUAGUGUUAUUCUAGACCGCUGUGAUAAAUUUCUGUCAAAUAAAGAAGAGACCAUGUCACACGUGACACAAUUUGCUGAAGAGGGUUAUCGGACGUUAUUGUUUGCGGAGCGUGAUCUGGACGAGAUUUAUUUUACUUCGUGGCAAGAUCGAUAUGAUGUAGCUGAAUUAGACCUUCAGUCUAAGGAAAAAACGAUACAAGCACUGGUUGAUGAAAUUGAGCAACAGCUUACUUUGAUUGGAGCAAGUGCUAUCGAAGAUAAGCUUCAAGUGGGGGUUCCUGAGACAAUUUCUGAGCUUCAGAAGGCAGGAAUCAAGAUCUGGGUUUUGACGGGCGACAAGCUUGAGACGUCACUUGAAAUUGGCAAACUUUGUCAAGUCGUGACCUCAAAAAUGCAAGAGAUUAUUCUACGAGUAGCGACACGAGAGAUUUUCAUUGCACAGCUCGAAUGCGCUCUUCAAAAUUCAAAAGAAAGUCAAGCAGUGAUAAUCGAUGGCAAUGCUCUUACUUUAGCACUCCAUCCGACGUGCCGCCAAAAGUUUCUCAAAUUGGCGCUGCAGUCUGCAACUGUAAUUGUGUGUCGCGCAUCACCACUUCAGAAAGCUCUCGUGGUGGAAUGUGUUAAAGCAGGCGUUCCAGAUGUUACUAUGGCGGUUGGUGAUGGAGCCAAUGAUGUAAGUAUGAUUCGAGCGGCACAUGUUGGAAUUGGCAUUGUUGGUCAAGAGGGCAUGCAAGCCAUUCGAAGCGCAGACUAUGCCGUCCAACAAUUUAGUCAUUUAAAUCGACUUCUUCUGUACCAUGGUCGCCUAUCAUAUCUUCGGACGAGUCAAUGUAUCGACUACUUUCUCUACAAAAACAUUGUCUUUACCUUGCCCCAUUUCAUAUACGGAGUCCUAUCAGCCUUUUCAGCUCAGACAUUCUUUUGUGAUUUCUAUAUCACAGCCUACAACGUCGCGUUUACGGCCCUCCCCGUCACAGUUCGCGCAAUUUUAGAGACGGAUUUACCGCAAGCAAUUGCAUGCAAGUAUCCUGAGCUUUAUCGAUUUGGAGCAAAUGACAUGUUUUUCUCGCCUCGGACAAUGGCAAAGUCUUCGAUUUUUGCACUCUAUCAUGCUGUUAUUGCUACUUUUGUACCUGUCCUCCUGGCCCAGCACAAUAAUAUUGGUGAAGGGGAUUCGUUUUGGGUAGCCAGUGUUGCCUCGUUCUUCUAUGUUGUACCCAUUGUUCACAGUCAGAUCUUUUUCGAAACAUUGAAUUGGACGUGGUUGAGCUUCCUGGCAUACACGCUGUCUCUGGGGGCAUUUCUUUUCUCUAUCGCCGUCUACGAUCAAUUUACUAGCGACGUACACGGUACUUGGAGGAAAGUAGUAGGAAAAGAAGGCUUCUGGCUUGGAUUUGUAUUGUCUCUAGCCGCCUGCAUUCUACCUGUCAUAGCGUACAAGUGUUACGAAGAAAACUUUGACUCAUUUCAUCCUGUUUACAUUCUUCGGCGAACACGCUUGCGCAACAAGAUUGCCGACUCGUCUGGAGUGAUCACUACGUCUAGUAAUCCCACUUUAUCAACCGCUAUCGUCCCACAUCUUCGUUGA
This is a messenger RNA of Plasmopara halstedii, 3288 nucleotides long. RefSeq names its product p-type atpase (p-atpase) superfamily. Lineage: Eukaryota; Oomycota; Peronosporomycetes; Peronosporales; Peronosporaceae. The transcript is spliced from 14 exons. Gene Ontology annotation, molecular function: ATP hydrolysis activity; ATP binding; magnesium ion binding. Gene Ontology annotation, cellular component: plasma membrane. The coding region runs from base 1 to 3288 and encodes 1095 amino acids. Gene Ontology annotation, biological process: phospholipid translocation. The record is from RefSeq and is a predicted model, not a curated record.